Molecule: messenger RNA, 348 nt
Organism: Tremella mesenterica DSM 1558
Lineage: Eukaryota; Fungi; Basidiomycota; Tremellomycetes; Tremellales; Tremellaceae
Exons: 2
Coding region: 1-348 (115 amino acids)
Source: RefSeq, a predicted model, not a curated record
AUGAGACACGGGGAUCGAGGAAAAGUAUCAUGUGGUGUGAGAAAACGGAAUAGGGGUAGUAGGAGAGGACAUGGUAAUGGAAAAGAAGUACGACUACUACACUCCCGUAACCAGCAUGGAGAAGGUGAAUAUGAAGAACAAUCAUAUGAUCCUUUAGCAAGUGUGUAUCGUUUCAUCCUUGGGAUAGUGAAAAUCAGCCAUCCAGAGGGUGGAACAAUCCAAGAUUCUGAUUUUGACAGGGAUUUGGGGGUAGAUUUUGAUCAAUAUCGAGUACCACGGGCUGGGUUAGAGCGAUGGCUCAUUGGUGCCCCUCCUGAAACAGAAGAGAAAGAGUUGCUCACUUUGUGA